AUGAAUAAGAACAAUCGAAAUUCAUGGGAUGCUCGUCGACCGUCAUUAGACUGUUGGUGGGAAUCAGUCGAAAACCAAAAUAACCAAAUGCCAGAUCAAUCGUCUAUUUCACCAGAAGCGAUACAAAAUACAAUACAAUGGGUCGAUCAAUCUUUGCAGCGUCCUAAAAAAAAUAUUACUGGGAAAAAAUGUAAAGAACGCUCUGUUAAAAAAUCAAAUUUUUCUGAAAUCUGCAAAAUCAAACCAUGCGUAUGUAUGGAGCUUAAAUUAGUAAUCAGAUCCAACACAAAGAGCUUAACAGAUGACGUGUGUAGUUUAUACCACCGAUGGCUAUGUGGACCAUUGGCCACCAAUUUUAAGUUUCACUAUGCGUUGUUAACACUCAUUAAUCUCCUAAAAACGCUCAUAAAAGACUUAAACGGUAUAUCUGGCAAGCAUGAUCAACUUGAGUUAUUGGUCAAACGCUAUGGUGAAUGCCGGGGCAAGUAUCAGGUAUUAUUAAUGCAGUUGGACCAAGCUAGUAUGUCAAGUCUAUCGAAUGAAAAUUGCGUAAAAACCUUAAACUUCUUAAGGGAAAAAUCGUUGAGUAUUGAAACUGAAGUUACCACCGAGUUUACUGAGGUCUACUUAGAAAUGAAACCUACUUUACUGAAAGAACUUGAAGAAAUUGGUGUAAUACGUUCUGCAAAAUAA
Molecule: messenger RNA, 693 nt
Organism: Melanaphis sacchari
Lineage: Eukaryota; Metazoa; Arthropoda; Insecta; Hemiptera; Aphididae
Exons: 4
Coding region: 1-693 (230 amino acids)
Source: RefSeq, a predicted model, not a curated record